AUGGAGUCUUCCCCGCAGGAUUCAGCGAGCGACCCGGGGAGGAGCGGAUCUGAACCGGCUACACCACUCACGGAGACCCCGGUGAUCCUGGAGCUUCUCCCCGGCGAAGAGCACCUUUCUCCGACAGGUAGACAAACAAACAAACAAACAAACAGAGGGGCAGCUGCUGUGAAGAAAACACACACCUCUCAGAUUGAAAUCAUCCCCUGUAAGAUCUGUGGAGAUAAAUCCUCGGGGAUCCACUACGGGGUGAUCACCUGUGAGGGCUGUAAGGGUUUCUUCAGACGCAGUCAGAAAAGUAACGCCAGCUACUCGUGUCCGCGACAGAAAAACUGUCUGAUCGACCGAACGAGCCGAAACCGCUGCCAACACUGCCGUCUGCAGAAGUGUCGGACCGUGGGCAUGUCCAGAGAUGCUGUGAAGUUCGGCCGCAUGUCGAAGAAGCAGCGGGACAGUCUGUACGCUGAGGUUCAGAAACACCUCCUCCAGCAGCAGAAGAACCAGGAGGGACCCUCUCUCCUCCUGACUCUCCCCAGCAUCGAGACCCCGAUCCUGGGGGAGGCCGAGCCGCUCUCCCCCCUCUACGGCCCCCCGACCUCCAGCAUCACAGAGCUGCAGGACGAGGGAUACAUGGUGCAAAACUCCCCUGAAGGAGGGUCAGUGUCUUCAAAGGUUGGUGGUUUCUACCUGGACAUCCAGCCGUCCCCUGAUCAGUCGGGCCUCGAUAUUAACGGCAUCAAACCGGAGCCUCUGAGCGACUUCAGCUCCAACAACGGCUUCUUCCCGCUCUGCUCCCUCAGCGAUGGAGACCCUUCCUCACUGUCCAUGGCUGAACUCGAGGACCUGGCUCAGGUGACCUCUCAGUCUCACCUGGAGACCUGUCAGUUCCUGAGGGAGCAGGAGGUCAGAGAGGCCUUCCUGCAGGAGGAGGUGCAGAGAUACCAGAGCAAGCCUCGGGAGGAGAUGUGGCAGCUUUGUGCCGUGAAGAUAACGGAGGCCAUUCAGUACGUUGUGGAGUUCGCCAAACGCAUCGAGGGCUUCAUGGAUCUGUGUCAGAACGACCAGAUUGUGCUGCUGAAAGCUGGGUCUCUGGAGGUGGUGUUAGUGCGGAUGUGUCGCGUCUUCGACUCUCAGAACAACAGUGUCUUCUUCGACGGGAAGUUCGCCGGACCGGACGUCUUCAAAGCUUUAGGUUGUGAUGACUUGAUAUCCUCAGUGUUUGACUUCGCUGAGAGCAUGUGUUCGCUGCGUCUGUCGGAGGAAGAACUCGCUCUCUUUUCAGCCUACAUCCUGCUCUCUGCAGACCGCUCAUGGCUGCAGGAUAAGCUUCAGGUGGAGAAACUGCAGCAGAAGACGGAGCUCGCUCUGAAACACGUGCUGCAGAAAAACCAGAGAGAGGAAGGAGCCCUGAGCAAGCUUAGAUGUAAGGUGUCAGCGUUGCGUUCGCUGUGCAGUCGUCACUCGGAGAACUUGUCGGCCUUCAGAGCCGUUUACCCCGACAUCGUGACGACUCACUUUCCUCCGCUGUACCGGGAACUGUUCGGAGGAGACAUGGAGCUCAACAUGGAGCUCAACAUGCACCACAGCGACCUCUGAGAGAGCGAGGCCACUAGGGAGGAAACAAGGGAGGAAACCAGGGAGGAAACCAGGAAACCGGGGAGGAAUCAAGGAAGGAAACCAGGAAGGAAACCAGGACGGUGACAAGGAAGGAAACCAGUAAGGAUACCAGGAAGGAAACCAGGAAGGGAACUAGGAAGCCAGGAGGGAACGUUUGGCUCAAAUAAAUCGAUUUUUCUGUCUUUUUUUUUUUAUAGUUUCCGUCUAAAAGAACGGAAAUGUCUGCAGUGAUGUCACCGGUACCUUUUCAUAAAGUUUAAAUAUUUUCUAAAAACGAUGGCGCCCUCGGAAAGAAGUCGCUGGGAUCAUCGUGCUUUCUCUUUUUGGGUUAAUGAUUGAAAAAAGACGCUGAUGCUCAGACAACGACGCUCCGUAGACGCAGGAUCUGGAUCUCCUCUAACAUUGAAAGACUUCUUCAGUUUUCACACUGUUCGUCACCACAUCACCUCUUUCUCAAUCUCACGUCUGAGCCUCACUCGCACCAAAAACAAGGAUUGGAAACACUUUUACAUCUCGUUAAGGAGCGGUUUGUACUCGGAGCUCCUCAGGGUUUUUAUAAAAGCUUCCUCUUGAAUCUCUAAGGUUCUGGUUAACAAAGUGUGCAAUGGUGAGCUUCUUGUUGUUAAAUCUCUUAUGUUCUUAAGGCUGCACUAUUAUUUAUAAAAAUCUUUAAGACACGUUUCUCAAAAUUCAAAAAUACAGGUUUGCUGUCUUUGGAAACUUUGAGUUAUCUUCUAGAUCUUAAAGAAUAGGGUUUAAGAAAAUGUUGUAAAGUAAAUAUAGAGACACUGCAUCAAAGAUUAAGUAUAAGGCUAUAAUCUAUCUAUCUAGUUACCUUUAACUGGAAGUAAUGUGUGUUUAUCACAGCUAAAGACAAUAUUCUGAAACAUGUGGAAACUAAAAAGCUGAAGGAUGAGCAAAAGACAAAGAAAUCUUGAUAUGAAGUUAGUUUUUUUUCCGUCUGUAAGGCCAACUUUAUUUGGGAUGUUUCUGUCAUUAACCCUCUGAGGUCUAAGCCCCUUUUUCACACGUUUGGCUCGCCUGGGCUUUUUUUGUAAACAUGCUUUUAAAACAUCAACCCUGUGCUGCACAAUCAAUUAAUAUACAUGUUUGUAUUCACAACAACCUAAGCUAUCAGCAUAUGUAGGCUACAGGGAUGUCACAUGGAUGUACAAAUAGUUAUGAGUACAAAAGAAAAAAACGAAAUGUUAUCACUCAGAAAUGUAUUCAAAUCCCACAGAGAAAAGUACUCUUCAAGUCUCUUGAUCAGAAAAUAGUUAUUUCA
Messenger RNA from Trematomus bernacchii (emerald rockcod), 2902 nucleotides. RefSeq names its product nuclear receptor ROR-alpha A-like. Gene Ontology annotation, molecular function: RNA polymerase II cis-regulatory region sequence-specific DNA binding; nuclear receptor activity; zinc ion binding. Lineage: Eukaryota; Metazoa; Chordata; Actinopteri; Perciformes; Nototheniidae. Gene Ontology annotation, cellular component: nucleus. The record is from RefSeq and is a predicted model, not a curated record. Bases 1 to 1596 code for a protein of 531 amino acids. The transcript has 13 exons. Gene Ontology annotation, biological process: regulation of transcription by RNA polymerase II.